AUGGCAGACGCGCUUCUGGCGACGAACGGAAUCGUGUCCCUUCGACAGGCCGGUAAGCUGCGCUACAUGGACAACACGGAAGCUGAGCAAGAACGCGGGAUCACCAUGAAAUCCAGUGUAGUCGGUUUGAUCUUUGCUCCUACUCUGACCAACAAAACACCAACCAGGAAAACCUUUUUGGUUAAUCUUGUCGAUUCUCCCGGUCACGUAGACUUCGCUUCGGAAGUCUCCACAGCCGUACGCUUGUGUGACGCCGCCAUAGUUGUUGUCGAUGUAGUCGAGGGUGUUUGUCCUCAGACCCGUACUGUGCUUCGACAGGCGUGGAACGAACGACUCACCCUCAUUCUGGCCUUAAACAAGAUAGAUCGGUUAGUGUUGGAGCUGAAGUUGACGCCCUUACAGGCUUAUGAAACCCUAUGCCGUGUGCUAGAGCAAGUCAAUUCUGUACUAGCAGAGAUGUUCACUGCGGACGUGGUCCGGCAACGGGAUGACGUUUGGCGAUUCACCGAAGUAGCACAGACGGACACAACUUCAGAAUCAGGAGGUUCUCAAAGUGUCACUUACCUACUAACCGAUGACAGUGAACAUACAGAUGAUUCCAAUCUGUAUUUCUCGCCCGAUCGCGGAAAUGUGGUGUUUGCUUCGGCCUCGGACACUUGGGGCUUCCGGCCUUCAGACUUUGUGGAAACUUGGUCAAAGCGUUUGGACGUCUCGGUCGAAAGACUUUUUGAAGUGAUUUGGGGCGACUUCUACAUCAGCCGCGGAGGUGGAGGUGAUGGGGGCAAAUGUUUUUUCAAACCUGGUGCGCACAAAAACAGGAAGAAACCGGUGUUCGUACAGUUAGUACUGGAACCACUGUGGCAAACAUAUCAGAAACUAGUUAUUGACGAUUGUCCCAAAGAUGUGUCUGCUAUGGCCAGUAAGCUUGGCGUACAGUUGGAUGCACGUGCUAUCCGGAAUACUGACUCUCGAGGUGUCCUCCGUGCUCUCCUAAUGGCCUGGCUUCCGCUGGGGCACAACCUGCUCCAAACCGUUACCGAGGUUUGCCCCAGCCCACUGAAUGCCGUAUCAGCGGACCGGGCAGUACACAUGCUGUACGGAGAUGUUGCUCUACACGGUUCCGUACAACCUACCGGUUCAGUUUCCAAGACUAGCAAGACGGGAACUUGUCCUGUUCAAGUGUAUCAGACUUCACGACUGACGUUGGAUUCGACGUAUGCCACAUCCGGCGCCAGUCUCGCUAUUCAGGCCAGCAAUUCGUCCCCGGACUCACCUACAAUCGUCUUCGUAGCAAAAGUCUUUUGGACUGAUAAGCUCCAUGUGACUGGACCUCGGUACCCGAAACCCAAGACUGCGACCCAAGAUACGCCUUCGUUAGAGUGUACCGCUGAUGCAGAACCCAUCGAGGACACUUUACAGUCGGACCCGCAACGCACUUAUCACCAUUCGUCCAGUGAAACCGCUAGACUUUCUGUUCUGCGUUCGCCUUCGUCAGAGUGCACCGCUGAUGCGGAACCCAUCGAGGACACUUUACAGUCGAACCCGCAACGCACUUAUCACCAUUCGUCCGGUGAAACCGCUAGACUUUCUGUUCUGCGUUCACCGCUGCUGGCUACUCAUCCUUUGAAUGAAGUUGAAUUUGUUGCGCUUGCUCGAAUAUUCAGCGGAUCCGUUUACCCAGGUCAGCGAGUCUUCGUGCUGGGGCCAAAAUUCGACGGCAGUAAGGUCCCCAGUUAUCUGUUGGAUGCCGAUCCAGCCGACUUUCCGAUUGGUCCAGUGCGUCUUUGCAGUGAAUAUGAUGACCAAGACCCAAUGGGCCAUGGCAGUCGGUCUGAGGAUGUACUAGGCACUAGCCCGUCUGCGUCCUCAUGUGCCGCGUUCUCACGAUCGGGAUCAAUUGGAGGCUCCAGUGGUGGUCUGCGUGGUGAUACUGUUUGUCUACGACACGUCUACGUGGCAGUUAUUGUUGGCGUAUUGCAGCUUCUUGGGGGCCAACAUGAUUUAGUGGAAGUCGCUGGACCCAUUCCCUCGGGCAACAUUGUCGGGCUGACUGGACCUGAUUUGAUAGCAUUCCUUCCCAAGUCUGGUCUCCUGGUUAGUCGAUUGUCUUUGGUAGCUGGAGCGUCUACGGAUGAGACUUCAUCUGGAGCACGUGCCGCUCCCGUCCUGCCUUUAGCUGGGUUGGCUGUUUGGCAAGGGGCUCCCGUAAUAUCUGUUGCGGUUGAACCGGCUUCUGCAUCGAAUCCUGAAGAUGUUUAUCGGUUAGAGCGGGGAUUGCGUUUACUGGACCGCGCUGAUCCAUGUGCGGAGGUCAUCAUAUCUCCUACCGGUGAAUACCUGAUCAGAGCAGCCGGUGAGGUUCAUCUACAGAAGUGCCUGGAAGAUAUGACUAAAUAUUUCGCUCCUGACGUGGAGUUGCAAAUAUCACCCUUUGUAGUCCCCUUUCGCGAGACAAUCAUUGAUGCUUGCCCUGUCUGUUUCAAUUCCCUGGCCUUAACUGCCACUGAGUCGUACGACAAAGCAUAUCACAAGCUAGAAGAAAUAUACCAAAAGCUAGAGCAACACGGGGGUGCGCUGUCCAUACCCUCGACCACAGAAUUACCGGUCAGUACCGAAGCGUGCUCAGAAGAUGCCAGUCCACUCCCGUCUACUACUGUGUACUCCGAACCUGAGCAUUCCGUUCGGACGCCCAUCACUGUCAAAUCACGUCCGUCCAUCAACCCUGCUCGAAAACAUAGCAAGCGAGAUGUGUUCGAUGUGGAUGCCGAUCUGCCCGACUGUCCCAUUGGAUAUUUCCAACUUCCGCAUAGCCGAUCACAAACCCGUGUGCUGAUUCGAGUAACCGCCCAUGCAUUGCCAGAAAGACUCAUCCAGUGGACAGAACAACGUGGGUCACGGAAGAUUCCGCAGUUGAUCCGGGCCUUUAAAACAAAAUCGUCUACGUACCAUACCCAACUGACUCAGUUCAAAGCGGAAUUUGCCGAGGUUUGUGCCGCUGUGGCUCGUGAUCAGUCUGCUUCCGUUCUGGAGGGAGGUGAUCAGAGCCGAAUUGACUGGGAGCACAUGUCAGAGUCUUUCCUCGCAUUGGGACCGAACCAAGCAGGACCCAAUAUGCUGUUCACUCGUCUCCAAACUAACUGUUUCCCUGUCUUCACUGCCUGGGGACAAGAGGUGCGAAACGUUAUUGACGCUACUGACGACGGGGAUGAACGACAAAUGGUUGCACGUACGCGUGAAAUCUCACUACCUCUCAUCAGCUAUGGCAAAGCGUUACUACGUGGAUUCCAGUUGGCCUCCGAGCGAGGUCCGUUAUGUGCCGAACCCAUGCGAGGCGUACUAUUUAUACUGGAAGAAAUUUGUGCUGAAGACUGCUAUUUUCUAGAAGUUCCUAAGCUGCCGAAGGAUCCUUCACCUUCCGAACUACCCAACAAUCAUUGUCCCAAUGAACAAGUUCCCGAACCGGUUACUUCCGUUAAUUCCGAAGAUUGUGCUAAAGAGCAGUCAACGAAAAACCGGAAAGCCAGGAGGCGCUUUGCUUCUGUUUCUUGGCUUGACGAAGGGGAUGAUGCCGAUGAAUAUGCCGAUCUGUUUAGUGAUGAUGAUGAGGGAGAUUGGGAUUGGCAAUCAAACGAAAGUCAAGAGGCAGUCAGUGAAGAGGAAUCCAGCUCAGGAAGUGAGGCUGAUGAAGCUUCACAAGGCAAACCGGAUGCCGUCCGUGAACUCAUCAAGGAAUUAAAAGAUAUACCCUACUGGAAACGUAGGAACGAUCCCGAUUGGUUGCAGGAUGUGACGCCUGGUCUCCUCACCUCUGCAAUGAAUCGAGCUUGUCUGGCCGCAUUCCAAGCAUGUCCUGGUCAACGCUUGAUGUUAGCAAUGUACGAUGCCAGACCAGAUGUUCUAGGACGCAUGUUUGCUGUUCUCCGGAAACGUCAUGGACUGGUUGUUAGUGAAGAUUUUCGUGAAGGUGAAAACCUGUUUGUCAUCAAUGCUCGCCUCCCGGUGAUAGAGAGCUUUGGCUUGGCUGCCGAACUCCGAUCGAAAACUAGUGGUAUAGUCAGUCUUCCUCAAUUGCGUCCUGGAGGAUGGGAGCUCUUGGACGUCGACGCCGUUCAGCGGGACGGUGACGCCUUGGCUAAGACCGAAAAGUCCCAUAAGUCGAUUGAUUCGGAUCGCGGAGGUAAAAAGGCCCCCAUCAACCGUCGGGGUGAAGUCCACUCCGGUAAAGUGAAGAAAAAUGUCCCUGCUCCCUCGGGUGCCGACAGUGAUGAGGAACCCUUGGACGAGCUCACAGCUCAGUUCGCUCGAGUACGUAACUACAUCCGUGAGGUGAGGCUACGCAAAGGCCUGCCUACGAACGAGCAACUGGUAAUGUUUGCGGACAAACAAAGGACAUUGAAGAAAAACAAAUGAUUUCUCUUGGACUCCUUUUAUUGUACAGUAAAUGCUGUCCUGUACAGUGUAUACGAUCUACAGGAUGGGUUUGGAUCCCAUCGCAACAGCCUUUGAUCCACACCCCUCCCCUCUAUAUUGAUUUGUAUUUCCUGAUUUAUUUUCCGGAAGCACCACUUUGUUACUGGUUAUCUGGACUCGUUGC
Messenger RNA from Opisthorchis viverrini, 4594 nucleotides. RefSeq lists its product as hypothetical. Gene Ontology annotation, biological process: cytosolic ribosome assembly. The transcript has 11 exons. Gene Ontology annotation, molecular function: GTP binding; ribosome binding; GTPase activity. The coding region runs from base 1 to 4410 and encodes 1469 amino acids. The record is from RefSeq and is a predicted model, not a curated record. NCBI's taxonomy places the organism in Eukaryota, Metazoa, Platyhelminthes, Trematoda, Opisthorchiida, Opisthorchiidae. Gene Ontology annotation, cellular component: ribonucleoprotein complex; cytosol.